CCGUACGGAAGCCGACUGUGUUCAUGCUGAUCACCGGCUUGAUAGCAAGGCAUGCAAUCUCUGUCACAUUAGCAGCUAGCAGCAUAGCGCUCACAUAGAUCUCAAGAGAUCUGAAGUUUUCAGUAAAACAAAUCCUAGUUAUAUUAAGUUUAUGUUCGUCAUUUCAGCAUAGCUACAGGAUUGCCCAGAGAAACCUACGCUUGAUAACCCGGACUGACCAGGAUGGAAUGGCAACCAGAUGAACAAGGUCUGCAGCAAGUGCUCCAGCUCCUCAAGGACUCCCAGUCUCCAGACACAGCGACACAGAGAGCAGUACAAGAAAAACUGGAGCAACUUAACCAGUUUCCAGAUUUCAACAACUAUCUCAUCUUUGUACUGACAAGCCUCAAAUCUGAGGAUGAGCCCACUCGUUCCCUCAGUGGCCUCAUACUGAAGAACAACGUUAAGGCCCACUACCAGAACUUUCCUCCCAAUGUGGCUGACUUUAUCAAACGAGAAUGCCUCAACAACAUCGGUGACCCUUCGCCACUUAUCAGAGCUACAAUCGGUAUCUUGAUCACAACCAUUGCCUCCAAAGGCGAGCUGCAGACCUGGCCUGAACUGUUGCCGCAGCUUUGCAAUUUGCUGAACUCGGAGGAUUAUAACACUUGUGAGGGUUCCUUUGGAGCUUUGCAGAAGAUCUGUGAAGACUCGUCCGAGUUGUUGGACAGCGAUGCACUGAACAGGCCACUCAACAUCAUGAUUCCCAAGUUCCUGCAGUUUUUUAAACACUGCAGUCCCAAGAUCAGGUCCCAUGCCAUAGCAUGCGUGAACCAGUUCAUAAUUGGUCGAGCUCAGGCUCUGAUGGAUAUUAUUGACACUUUCAUUGAGAGUCUGUUUGCUCUGGCAGGUGACGAGGACAGCGAGGUGCGCAAGAAUGUGUGCAGGGCUCUCGUCAUGCUGCUGGAAGUCCGCAUAGAUCGCCUCAUUCCGCACAUGCACAGCAUCAUCCAGUACAUGCUGCAGCGUACCCAAGACCCAGAUGAGAAUGUGGCUUUGGAGGCCUGUGAAUUCUGGCUGACUUUGGCCGAACAGCCCAUCUGUAAGGAGGCCCUGUCUGGCCACUUGCUCCAACUCAUCCCAAUUUUGGUGAACGGGAUGAAGUACUCUGAGAUUGAUAUAAUUCUUCUAAAGGGUGACGUGGAGGAGGAUGAAGCCAUUCCAGACAGCGAGCAAGACAUCAAGCCUCGCUUCCACAAGUCCCGCACUGUCACUCUGCAGCACGAAGGAGGGGAGGGUGAAGAGGGAGAGGACAUUGAUGACGAUGACGAUGAUGACGACGAUACGCUGUCUGAUUGGAACCUACGGAAAUGUUCGGCUGCGGCAUUGGAUGUUUUGGCCAAUGUGUUUCGAGAGGAGUUGCUUCCUCAUCUCCUACCCCUGCUCAAAGGUCUGCUCUUCCACCCCGACUGGGUCAUCAAAGAGUCUGGCAUCCUGGUUUUGGGGGCCAUAGCUGAGGGAUGCAUGCAGGGUAUGGUACCCUACUUGCCUGAGCUCAUCCCCCACCUCAUCCAGUGUUUGUGUGACAAGAAGGCCUUGGUCCGUUCCAUCGCCUGCUGGACCCUGAGUCGUUACGCUCACUGGGUGGUCAGCCAGCCACCUGACGCUCACCUCAAACCUCUCAUGACCGAGCUCCUCAAACGCAUCCUGGAUGGCAAUAAGAGGGUACAGGAGGCAGCCUGCAGUGCGUUUGCCACCCUGGAGGAGGAGGCAUGCACAGAGCUGGUACCUUACUUGAGCUUCAUCUUGGACACGUUGGUGUUUGCUUUUGGGAAGUACCAGCACAAGAACCUGCUCAUCCUUUAUGAUGCCAUAGGAACGCUGGCAGACUCUGUGGGGCAUCAUCUGAACCAGCCUGAGUACAUCCAGAAGUUGAUGCCUCCGCUGAUCUCCAAGUGGAAUGAGCUGAAGGAUGAAGAUAAAGAUCUCUUCCCAUUGCUUGAGUGUCUGUCAUCAGUAGCUACAGCUCUGCAGAGUGGCUUCCUCCCGUACUGUGAGCCCGUCUACCAGCGCUGUGUCACGCUUGUCCAGAAGACUCUGGCACAGGCCAUGAUGUACAGUCAGCAGCCAGAUCAGUAUGAGGCACCUGACAAGGACUUCAUGAUCGUGGCUCUGGAUCUCCUGAGCGGCUUGGCUGAGGGACUGGGCGGUCAUGUGGACACACUCGUGGCUCGCAGCAACAUUAUGACUCUGCUCUUCCAGUGCAUGCAGGAUACAAUGCCUGAAGUAAGACAGAGUUCAUUCGCUUUGCUGGGUGACUUGACGAAGGCUUGCUUCCCGCAUGUCAAACCUUGCAUUGCUGAAUUCAUGCCUAUCCUAGGGACCAACCUGAACCCAGAGUUUAUCUCCGUCUGUAACAAUGCGACCUGGGCCAUCGGAGAGAUCUGUAUGCAGAUGGGCGUGGAGAUGCAACCGUACAUUGCUAUGGUUCUGAGCCAGUUGGUUGAGAUUAUAAAUCGACCCAACACCCCUAAGACCCUACUGGAGAACACCGCAAUCACCAUCGGUCGGCUGGGCUAUGUGUGUCCCCAGGAAGUCGCACCCAUGCUGCCUCAGUUUAUCCGACCUUGGUGUACAUCACUGCGCAACAUUCGAGACAAUGAGGAAAAAGACUCUGCUUUCCGCGGGAUUUGCAUGAUGAUUGGUGUGAAUCCUGGAGGUGUUGUGCAGGACUUUAUCUUCUUCUGCGAUGCAGUGGCUUCUUGGGUGAACCCCAAAGAUGAUCUGAGAGAUAUGUUCUAUAAGAUCCUUCAUGGUUUCAAGGAGCAGGUUGGAGAGGAGAACUGGCAACAAUUUUCGGAGCAGUUCCCCCCUCUACUGAAGGAGCGACUGGCAGCCUGCUACGGUGUUUAGAGCCUCCACACCCAACCAAGAGGUGAGCCAGCAGGAGGAGGGUGAUUGGGAAACUCAUCCAUCUGUGUAUUGCACUGCCCUGAUCUGGGGGGAGGGAGAGGGACGCUAUUGGCCGCUCCCCCUGAUGGACGGCCCCCACGCCCUUAUGUGUUUGUCCAUAGAGGGAGGG
Molecule: messenger RNA, 3061 nt
Organism: Doryrhamphus excisus (bluestripe pipefish)
Lineage: Eukaryota; Metazoa; Chordata; Actinopteri; Syngnathiformes; Syngnathidae
Gene: tnpo2b
Product: transportin 2b
Biological process (GO): protein import into nucleus
Molecular function (GO): small GTPase binding
Source: RefSeq, a predicted model, not a curated record